Tetrahymena thermophila SB210 is the source of this 1602-nucleotide messenger RNA. Its product is annotated as immobilization antigen. The transcript has a single exon. Lineage: Eukaryota; Ciliophora; Oligohymenophorea; Hymenostomatida; Tetrahymenidae. The record is from RefSeq and is a predicted model, not a curated record.
AUGAAAAGCAUGUUUUUCCUUUUUAUUAUAUUAGACUUUAUACAAUAUAUAAAUGCAUAAUGCACUAAAAAUGCUAUCUAAGUUGAUACUAAUUGCUAUUGUAAUAAAUAGUUUUAUGGCAAUGGUGCUAACGGUGGAUUUUGCUUUCCUUGCCCUUUAGGAUCAACUUCAUUGGAUCCUUCUAAUACUAACACAAAUAAAGAUAUUUCUUAUUGCAGCCAGUGCUAAAAAAACUAUUACAUGAUAUCACCAUCUUCCUCUUCUCUUCUUUCUCCUCUUUAAUCAGCAACAUGUAAUCUUUGUCCAAAUGGUUCUGGGACUUAAGACAUUAAUGCUAUUUUAGGUAUAUAAUAAUGCAAUGUUUGUCAAAUAAAUUUCUACAUGAUAUCUUAAUCUACAGCAAAUUAUGCAGCUCAAUGUGGGCCAUGUCCCACAGGAAGCGGAAAUGAUAGAAUAUAAAAUACUGUAUCAGGUCCUCAAGUUUGUACUUUAUGUUUAGCAAACUAUUAUAUGACUGCAUAAAGUAAUCCUACAAGUUCUGCUUAAUGUUAGGCUUGUCCUUCUGGAUCUGGAACUGAAAAUGCAUCAACAGCUAUUGGAAAAGCAUCUACUUGCUUAAUAUGCUAAAAAAACUUUUACAUGAAAACUUCUUCUUCAAGUGAUAAAGCAGCUGAAUGUAUCGCCUGUCCAAUAGGUACAGGUACUUAAGAUAUUUAAAAAUCAAUUAGUGAUUAAUCAAUUUGCAAUAUCUGUUAAAUGGAUUAUUAUAUGACUGUUGCUGCAAGUGGUUCUACAGCAGCUAAAUGCACUCGUUGCCCUGUAGGAAGCCAAAAUCCCUCAAAACCUCCUAUAACCACUCCUCAAAAUGCUUCAAGUUGCAGUCAAUGUCUCAGAAACUACUACAUGACGAAAGCUGCAGAUACUAGUAAUGCUGCUUAAUGCACUAUUUGCCCUGGAGGUUCAGGAACUAAUGAUUUUUCAAACUAAGUAGGAGAUGCUUCUUAAUGCGAUACAUGUCUUUCAAAUUACUAUAUGCAAACUCCACCUUCAGCAUCUAAUAGUGCUUAAUGUGUUCAGUGUCCUGCUUUUUCUUUUAAAGUCUCUUCAUAACUAAUAGGUUCUUAAUCAUAAUGCUUUUGUUAUGAUUAAAAUGCUUUACCCUUAAAUACAAUUAAUAAAUGUGUAUGCAAAAAUGGUUACUAAGGUCUAGUAACAAGUUUUUUAGGAGGUCCUUCCGGAUGUAAAUAAUGUAGUUCAGGGUAAUUUUCUUUGUAUGGUUCAUUAUGUCAAACCUGCCCUCCAGGCUCUGUUAUAACCCCUGAUUUAGGAGGCUGCAUUUGCAACGAUUAAAGCAAAGGUACAGCUCCUUGGGAUCGUUCUACUAAUUCUUGCUUCUGUUAGGAUAAUUAUUAUGGUGAUCCCUCAAAAGCUAAUGUUGGAGACACAAAUUCCUGUAACCCUUGUCCAGAUGGCACUGUUUCUAAAGCAGGUAAAGCCAAAAAAGCUAGCGAUUGUGUCGUUUAAAUAUCGACUUCUAUCAAUAAUUCUAAAAAGCUAUUAUUUUUUGCUAAAUUUUUAUUCUUCUUAGUCAUUUUAAUAUGA